Acanthoscelides obtectus is the source of this 501-nucleotide messenger RNA. Lineage: Eukaryota; Metazoa; Arthropoda; Insecta; Coleoptera; Chrysomelidae. The record is from the annotation of a GenBank genome assembly.
AUGUACAAACUUUGCACAACCGACGCUUAUACUUUCAAUUUCAAAAUCUACUGUGGUAAAAAAGAAGACAUAAGUGAACAUGGACAUACUGUUGAUGUCACAGUAAAGUUGAUGGAAAGUUUAUUGAAUGAAGGUAGAUCAUUAUACACGGAUAAUUUUUAUGCCAGCGUAAAAUUAGCGGAAUACCUUUUACAAAAUGACACUUACCUUUGUGGGACUUUGCGAUCUAACAGAAAAGGAAAUGCGAAAGAUGUUUGUAAGAAAAAUCUGAAGAAAGGUGAAAUGUAUGCGAUGGAGAACGCUAAUGGUGUGCGUGUUUACAAAUCGUUAGAUAAAAGACCGGUUAUAAUGCUCAGUACUUUACCUCAAAUUAUGGAUGAAUUAGUCACUACGGGAAAGAAGAACAGGAAGGAAGAAGAUAUAAAAAAGCCACAAUGUAUAAUAGAUUAUAACAACGCCAAAAAAAGUGCAGAUAUAUCCGACCAAAUGUCUUCAUACUAA